AUGUCAUCACCAGGUAAUUAUGCAAAAGGAUAUGUACGUUCGACAGCUGGUGGUAAAAGGGUCAUGUGGGAUGGUGCCCGUUGGCAACAAUUAUGUCAAAUAGAGAAAUGUUUUAAACGCGACCAGAAGUCUCAAGGCGUUUGUCUUAUACAUUAUCGUGAGCAACAAGAGGCUAAAACAAAAAAUAAAAAUAAAAAAUUUAAGCAAGAAGAAAAACCAGAAAAAAUUAAAUUGACGAAAGACAAAAAAUCUAAUUCUACUAAAAGAACCUCCAUAUCAACUCGACCAAGACGGAUUAAGUCGACUAACUCAAUUAAUGAUUCAACAAAGGCUUUUGACAACGAUUAUCAAAACUCUGAUAUAGAUAUUUCAUAUUCAGAAAUCACUGAAAGAAAAUCAUCAACUUCAAAUAUCAAUGCGACAAAAUCUCAGAAACCAUCGAGUACACUAGUACUCGUUUGCUCAUCACUAACUCGUCAACAAAUCUCACAAGUGGAAUUAUUCUGUAGUCGGUUUUGUGCUCGUCUAUCAAAUCAAAUUGAUGAAACAACCACACAUUUAAUAGCAAGUGAAGUUGAACAACGUAUAUGUUGUUUAACAAAGAAAGUUUUCUUUGCUGUGGCCUAUCAUCAAUAUGUUAUUGGUUAUCAAUGGAUUGAAGAAUGUCUUAAUAAGCAAUGUCUUUUGAAUGAAGAUUCCUAUGAAAUCACUGGCGAUGCAUCAUUAUCAGGACAACAUAAUGGUAUGAAUCGUUCACGUUUAACGCGUCAACCCAUAUUUAAAUCUUACCCAUAUGCCAUUGCUGUUGAAUGUUCAAUUGGUUGUCAACAAGGAAUGUUUACACGAAUAGAACUUGAAAAUCUUGUGGAAUUAUCUGGUGCGACUAUAUUAAGAGAUCAAAAUCGACAACAAUUAGAUAUGAAUAUCACAAUAGUUGUGCUCUGUGAUGACGACGAUAAAGCGGUCGUUAAAAAGUAUAUUGGUGUAAAAAAUAAAAUCUACUAUGUUAUACCAGAAUUUUUUCUUGAUUCAGUUGUACUAUAUGAAGUACAACCGAUAAAAGGUUAUGAAUUACUGUAUCAGAUAGAAUAA
Rotaria socialis is the source of this 1092-nucleotide messenger RNA. Lineage: Eukaryota; Metazoa; Rotifera; Eurotatoria; Philodinida; Philodinidae. The record is from the annotation of a GenBank genome assembly.